AUGGCGGUCCGCGAUGUUACAGUCCCCGCCGCGCCGCCGCCCGACUCCGGGAACGGCCGCACCAAACCAGCUUUCUUCAAACCUUUAUAUCUCCCGGAAUUGACAGUUUUCAACCACAAACAACCUGCAAACACAUCGUUCACUGUCGUCCUGAUCUUAUCCGGGCGCACGAGGUUCCGACCUCUCUCCUUCGAGGUUCCAAAGCCGUUGUUCCCGGUGGCUGGAGUUCCCAUGAUACAGCAUCACAUCGAGGCUUGCUCAAAGGUCCCAAACCUGAAGGAGAUCUUGCUGAUUGGGUUCUACCAGCCAAACGAUGAAGUCAACCGCUUCCUUGCCACCGCCCAGCAAGAAUUCAAAAUCAGCAUCAGGUACCUGCAAGAGUACGUUGCCUUGGGGACGGGCGGAGGGAUCUACCAUUUCCGGGACCAGAUCCUGUCGGGGAAGCCGGAGCUGUUCUUCGUCUUGAAUGCGGAUGUUUGCUGCGAGUUCCCGCUGACGGAGAUGAUCGACUUCCAGAAAGCCCAGGAGCAGCUCAACUCCUUCGUCAUGCUGGGCACCGCGGCCAACAGGAGGCAGUCGAUGAACUAUGGCUGCAUCGUGGAGAACCCGCAGAGUCACGAGGUUCUACACUAUGUGGAGAAGCCCAGCACCUUUGUCAGUGACGUCAUCAACUGUGGCGUCUACCUGUUCACCCCCGACAUCUUCCAGUACAUCGGUGAGGUGUUCCGGAAAAACCAGCAGGACCUUGCCCUGGAGGAGGGCAGUAACGGGUGGCACCGCGCGCCGGGCUGUGAUCCGGCUGGAACACAGGACAUCUUCACCGCCAUCGCCGGCCGUGGCUCCCUCUUCGUCUACACCACGCACGGCUUCUGGAGCCAGAUCAAGUCCGCGGGAUCUGCCAUCUAUGCCAACCGCCUGUACCUGAACCAGUACCAGUCCACCCACCCAGACCGGCUGGCCAACUGUGACCAGGGAGGUCCCAAGAUCAUCGGCAACGUAUAUAUCCAUCCGACAGCAACAAUUGACCCCACCACUGUGCUGGGUCCGAACGUCACCAUUAGCAAGGAUGUGACCAUCGGGGCUGGUGUUCGAGUCCGUGAAUCCAUCAUCUUGCACGGAGCUUCACUACAGGACCACAGCUGUGUACUGAACUGCAUAGUGGGCUGGGACAGCACAGUGGGCAAGUGGUCCAGAGUGGAGGGCACUCCCAGUGACCCCAACCCCAACGACCCCCACGCCAAGAUCGACAGCGAGACCCUCUUCAGUGACGGCAAACUCAACCCCUCCAUCACCAUCCUCGGCUGCAACGUCAGUAUCCCGGCCGAGGUGAUCAUCCUCAACUCCAUCGUGCUCCCACACAAGGAACUGAACCGCAGCUUCAAGAACCAGAUCAUCCUGUAGAGAGGGAGCGCGCGGGGGGGGGGGGGGGGGGGG
Leucoraja erinaceus (little skate) is the source of this 1434-nucleotide messenger RNA. Its product is annotated as mannose-1-phosphate guanyltransferase alpha-A-like. Gene Ontology annotation, biological process: biosynthetic process. NCBI's taxonomy places the organism in Eukaryota, Metazoa, Chordata, Chondrichthyes, Rajiformes, Rajidae. The record is from RefSeq and is a predicted model, not a curated record. Gene Ontology annotation, cellular component: cytoplasm. Bases 1 to 1401 code for a protein of 466 amino acids. The transcript has 13 exons.